UAGCCGAUUGGAUGAGCUCCAGGGUUAAAGCAGUGGGCUGGCAGGGGCAUUAGGGGAAGCUCUCACUGCUCCCCUCGCUCACUUCACUGAGGACACACUCGGUACUCACUCUCUCUCUCUCUCUCUCUCUCUCUCUCUCUCACUCUCACACACACAGAGACACUCGCUGGACUUUUUCCACAGCAGAGCAGCAGCCGCGCACUGAACUGGAGACCAAGCGGAGGCUGUCUAACUCUGGGACACUGAGCCCUCACCAGAGUGACUGUUUCUCGUCUUUUCUCCUCCUUUCCGUGGAUUUAUUCGCCUUUUCUGUGCUCUGGAUUCCUCCGUUAGCCCCGCAGCGCGUCAGCGCAGUGCUGAGGAGAGGAGCCCGCGGUGUUCAGCAGCUUUCAGCCGGGCGAAGCUUCAAGGCUGAAGAGCGGCGCGUGAAAUCGGAUUUUCUGUGAGCAGGUGUGACCGAAGUCCUCCUUGAACGACCGAACUCUCCUGUGGAACAAACGACUCGGCUGGAUUUCUGUUUCUUUUCUUCAGCUUCGAGCUCUUCCAGAAAUGGUGGGGCAUUUACACUUGCAAGCUAUGGAUGAGAGUUUGAAAGGAAAGAACCGCGAAGGGCUGCUGGACAGUCCGGAUUCAGGGCUGCCCCCGAGCCCGAGCCCACCCUUCUACUCCCUGUCCCCGGGGGUGGUGGAGCAGCGGGCCAGCAGCUGCUCCACUCCGACCGAACCGUAUGCACACUGCAGGAAGGAGAGCAGAGAAGGAAAACUGCUCCCGUACCUGCUGCUGAACUCUCAGGGGGACGCCAAGGCCCGCAUGUACCCUGUGGUUUAUGGAGAAAGCAUUGAAGUGAACCCCAAACCCAACAAGGAGCUGAAGUUCAGUUCAGCAGUGAAAUACGCUUCGGACCGGCACUACCGUGACCAGGUGUACUGUGCCCCGGUUCCCACGGUGACCUCCUACCGCGAGACUGUGGUGGCGGUGCGUGACUGCACAUGGCGCAGCUACAAGUCCGAGGUUCACUUUCAGCCCCGUCACCGGCCGCUGCACUACCAAAGCACGGCCAUCAUCUACCCCAAACACGCCCGGAACACGUACCGCACCACGCUGAACUACAACGCCAAUGGCAGCGCCGGACACCGCUGGUUUGUGUCCACGGUCAGGCUGGAGUCCAGCGAGGACGCCAGCCCGUGCAUCAUCUACACGGAAAACCUCUGAGACUCCUGCACAGUGCUUGUAAUUAUUCCCCAGUAAAGCUCCUUUUGGGUAGAGGGUUACAGAGUAACGGACGCAUUACUCAGAACCGGCGUAGAAAGGAUCACUAAAGACUUCCACUAGCAGAGGGAAAGCAGGUGAAAGAGGGCCAUUCUUUUCCUUUUCGCCUCUGGUGAAGUAGGUACUUUAUUGUAGGUGAGGGUGGAAGACCAGCCUUGUCUGUGUGUAUAAGGUAGCGGCUGACGUCUUCUGAAAGUUUAUAUGUUUAUGUGCUACCGGUCGGGAGGUGGGUUAAACAGAUUUCUCUUCUCUUGUUCGUUUACUCGUUAUAGCUAAGAACAGACUCCGCUAUGGAGACGAUCUAUAAAUCCACUACCGUCUUUUACGAUGCUGUACAAAGCCUCAAAGCUGUAUAUGGUAAGAAAAAAAACCCUCUCAUAUAAAGCAUUUUUCUGAUCUGAGAAAGUUAUCACGGGGUGUAUAAAUGCUUGAUUGCACUCUUGCUAAGAUAAGGUGAUUAUUUUGUGUUUCUUUUUUCUCCUCCUUACGUUGGCUACAAUGGUUUUGACUGAGCUGAGGGUUUUCAAAGACCUGCAGUCUAGGAGCACUUGAAAGAUCGGACCAAAGAUUUUGUCGUCGUCGCUCAUUUCAACAGCCGAAAGCUUUGUAAGAAAAUCAGUGUCUGCACUACAGUUAUUUAGUCCACCUUGGUGCCUUGCUGUCCACUGGUUUGGACUAUUAACUUGCUGUUAAUAAUCUUGGCUGAAGAAAAAGAGUUACAGUCGCUUAUGUUUAACUCUGUCUGUCAACGAUAACCCAUCCAUUUUCAGCAUUGCGUCAAAUCGAGAAGCUAAGCCUGGGCUUUGUGACGAGUCCUGUUUAAUGUGUUCUCUCCAGCUGGGUAAUUUGAGGUUGUAUUUUUGAGAUGUGUUUGCUGCAGAACACCACUAUUUGACUAUUUUCUUACUAGGGCUGCACAAUAUAUGGUUGUUAAUAGGCUCACAGUCCAGAUAUUGCAGUAUGCAAAAGAGCCCUCUAACCUAUCACAGUACUGGGCUGUGAGCAUCCUGACCAAAUCUCACAUGCUGACUGGAUGAACUGAGGUAUUCAUAUCCAACAGAAGUCAGUUACUUUGGUUACUUUGGUACACUAUAUGUCCAAAAGUAUCAAGACACUCCUAACCUCAGCUAUUUACAGGUCCACCCAUUCCUGGCACAGCCAAUUAAACAGCUAUAAUCUUCAUUCUAAAGCAUCGACCAAUAGAAUGAGAUGCUGUGGAGAAGCUACAUGUGCCUGAGAUCAUGACACCCAAUGCCAGGCAUCAGCUACAGGGGUAUAAAGACCUGGGAUCAUGCUGGAGUGUUCUCUGGAGUGAUGGAGCUCCAUCCAAUACCUUUGGGAUGAGCUGGAGUGCCAGAACUGUUCAUCCAACAUCAGUAGCUGACUCCACUAAUGCUCUUGUGGCUGAAUGCAAUCAACUCCUCACAGCAAUGCUCUAGCAUCUACUGUAAAGACAAAAAUAUGAAGGGCCUUAAUUUUAGAAGAAACACUGGUGUCUACAUACUAUUGGACAUAUAGUAAACCGCAAUAUUAUAUUACUUACACAACAUUUAGAAACACAACCAGGAGGUGGAACUUCAUCCAUAUUGUGCAGGUCUAGUUCUUGCGGUCAGAUCCGUUCAGGCAGGAUGAAGGGAUUCAGAUACUGUGCUGUUUAUUAGAGGAUGGUGUUACAGCACACCAGGAGGGAGGUGCAGUACUUUUUGCUUGUCUUACAUGUAUUUGGACUAUAAAUGCUGAAUUUGGUACAUAUUUCAAAUUCAAGUAAAUUUUUUUUACCUCAUUGAAAACUUAUUCUUUUGACUAUCUGAUGAGAACCGGCGCUGUCGGGACUGAAAGUCUGGCCAGUUUGUGGGAAAACAAAACAACUGUCCACACUGGUGUGUUGGUAUACGUGAAGAAAGGAGAAGUAAAGGGAUUUAGGUGGGAAUUAGAGGUCAGCGGUAAUGGACAUAAUCUUACAUUACACAUUUGCACACUUUCAGUUUGGCAGUUCAAAAAAAUCCAUACUUCUCUGAUUAACGAAAAGAACCUGAAAGGAAACUACAACACAAUUACAAGUAAAUUCCAUGAGCUGCUAAGCUUACAAAGGGAAAAGUCACAUAAACAGACUGGAAUGGUUUACUUAAGAACUGAUGGACAAAGUGAAGUUGGUCAGAAAGGAAUUUCAGAAAGUGAUGAAGGUUUUCUGCGAAAGUCAUCAGCUGAGCACAGAGGUCUCUGCAAGUCUGCGGUUGAUACUGGAUGUAAAAAGCUCUAUAAUAGUGGAUAAUUUUCCUUUUUUUUCUUGUUUUGUGUAAAAUACUUUCCUGUUGUAUAUGUUGCAUAUGGCACUUAAUGAUUCUCUUUAUAUUUUUGUAUAAUUCCCAAGUUAAAGGUCUUUUUUUGUUGUUUUUGGACAAGAGAUUAGAAAAUAAUUUAAGGAAUAAGUGUAUAUCUUAAAUGAACAAAUAAAAGCCCGAAUCCUA
This is a messenger RNA of Pygocentrus nattereri (red-bellied piranha), 3737 nucleotides long. It is a transcript of the gene rflna, whose product is annotated as refilin A. Gene Ontology annotation, molecular function: filamin binding. The transcript has 4 exons. The record is from RefSeq and is a predicted model, not a curated record. Lineage: Eukaryota; Metazoa; Chordata; Actinopteri; Characiformes; Serrasalmidae. Gene Ontology annotation, biological process: actin filament bundle organization; negative regulation of chondrocyte development; negative regulation of bone mineralization involved in bone maturation. The coding region runs from base 550 to 1212 and encodes 220 amino acids. Gene Ontology annotation, cellular component: actin filament bundle.